GAGGUGAGAAAUCAACCCGCUUCAAUGUCAUGUUCCACAGGUGUAGGAAACAGGAACUGCCAGCACGGAGCACCUAGAACCCGAGCCUGGCUUUCCCACACGGUUUACACAAUGCCUUCUGGUCUCGGGCCUCGCCCCUGAGUUGAAUAGAGGGUCUCCUAGCUUGAACUAGUGUGUACGGCUGUGACAUGACCACCAGCCUCAGAACCUGCCUGCCCCACAUGCAGAAGUGGAGACGGUUUCCUUUGCAAUGCAUGCUCGGUGACAUUUCAAAGGGCAUCGAUCAACUAGUCGGAAAAGCAUGGGGAGUUGCCAAAGUCGCUCAGGGCAAGACCCCCCACCCCUCUAUCUCAUAUGGGGGAAGGGACAAGGCCGAGUUCAGAGCAGGGCAUAGACACAACUUGGCCAACAUACUUGUCCUUUCACCUGGCAGCUGUCCAGCCCCCAAAUAGCCUGUGUGUCUAGUCCAAAAAUAAAUCACAUGAGAGGCGAAAUAAAAGUGCAUGGGCUCUUGGCCUUGGCCUUCUGUAGCCAUACUAGUACCAGCCAGUCUUCCAGGGGCUGGAGAGGGUGGCCCUGAGACCCCUUUCUGCUGCCUUCCUCCCAGGGUCUCCAGGCCAGGAAGCUACCUGUUAAGUGGCCAGUGGGGUGUGUGGUUUCACCCAGCCUUUCCCUUGGGGGUCCCCUCAGCUCCAUUCACACCAGAGAGAGAAGCGGAGAGGACAACAGCCUCCCGGGGAUAAAGGCAUCGCCUGCCUCCUUUUCUGGAUGGACACUCCCUUCUCCUGGUGAAUGGAAACUCCCUUUCUCAGCAGCCUGCUUGCAGCGUCCUGGGAGCCCAGUGUGAUCUCAGCGGCUGCCACCACCCCAAAAGGAAAGGCUCCCACAACAGAGACUGAGAGCUGCAGUAAUCCUGAGGUUCAGAGAGCCGGCUGGAGAGGCAGCCUCGGCACCGGAACCGUGACACCCAGAGCAAAGGCCACCAAGCGGAUCCCAGCCUCCUUGGGAGCAAGUGGAGUGAGAAUAGCCCCCAGCCUGACCGCCCUUCAGUCCUGAGAGUACCACCGCCCCGCUGCCGCUGAGCCAUGGCUGAAGGGGAGAUCACCACCUUCACAGCCCUGACCGAGAGGUUUAAUCUGCCUCCAGGAAACUACAAGAAGCCCAAACUGCUCUACUGCAGCAACGGGGGCCACUUCCUGAGGAUCCUUCCAGACGGCACGGUGGAUGGGACGAGGGACAGGAGCGACCAGCACAUUCAGCUGCAGCUGAGUGCGGAAAGCGCGGGCGAAGUGUAUAUAAAGGGUACGGAGACUGGCCAGUACUUGGCCAUGGACACGGACGGGCUUUUAUACGGUUCAACACCAGAUGAAGAAUGCCUGUUCCUGGAAAGGCUGGAAGAAAACCAUUAUAACACUUACACAUCCAAGAAGCACGCAGAGAAGAAUUGGUUCGUGGGUCUCAAGAAGAACGGGAGCUGCAAGCGUGGUCCUCGGACUCACUAUGGCCAGAAAGCAAUCCUGUUUCUCCCCCUGCCGGUAUCUUCUGACUAGAGGGAUCCGUCUGGGUGCUCCCUAUUUUGGUUGACCCUAAAAUGUUCCCUUGACCAUUGGCUGCGCUAACCCCAGCCCACAGAGCCUGAAUCUGUAAGCAGUGCUUCUAAUAGCCAGUUCACUUUUCUGCUGAGUCCUUUCCCCCCUGCAGCACAGUUUGGAACAGAGGGACCAAAUUGCUUCUAUGGGGCCAGCUGGCUGGUCAGCCUAGGUCUGGGUUUGGAUAUCCAGUUGCCUCGGGGUACCUGCUGCAGGCUGGACCUCACGACACAAAGAUGGGGCCAUGCGAAGCAUCCAGAGGGGUCUGAGAAGUUGGUCCUCAGUUCCAUGCUCUUUCUCCUACUGAGUAAGCCCUGGUUUGAGUACCCCAAGUACCUAGCAGGUCUACCCUUCCCCCUACCAGCACCCCACCGAUAUUAGUAAAGAAGUUGAUAGUGAGACUGGAGGAAUUCCAUGGUAGAGGCAGAAAUCCCCCACCCCCACCUGCAUGCACAGAGCUAAAACCAAAAGGGAGUGGCGUUUCCGUGGACAGUCUAGAAGCGUGGGGUCUCAGCACCAAGCAAAAGGUGAAGCUCAGCCCAGCAGUCAUUCCCAAGUCACCGAGGAAACAUCUACAGUCAGGGGAUGAGCCGUGGGUGCAGGAGCAGUGAGAGCUGUGGAUGCUGGCCUCUCAAAAGGGAGAUGUCAGACAUGAGGACAAGGAGAGAGAAAGCAAAGCCAUGAAUGACAUGGUGUGCUGGGCCACCAAGAAACAGGGGCUUUAGGGUCCCAGUAUGAUGGCCCCCAAAUCAUACAUACAUACAGAUCCUCUGAGGGUUUGAUUUGAAUAUAAAACCUGAUUUGACAAGGCUGGUGUGGGAGUUCUAUGUUUUAAAAGGGUUCCCAGGUCCACGCCGGCUUCCCCACCAUGCUUUCAAAAGAAAAAAAAUGUUAUUCAAACAAAGGUUGCUCAAACCGCACCCUCCUCUGCCUCCAACUGCCUGGGUCUCCCUGAAGAUUCAGGCAGUGUCCAUGGUAGUUAAGCAUGGUUUUAAGGCACUUUGGCCCAGUGCCCUAUAAAAUGCCCACUUAGAAGACAUAGAAAGUAUACUUCAAAAAAAAAAAACCUGUUAAACCUCACCAAUAGCUUUUCCCAAGAGACCAUUUCUGUUACCAUUAUUUCUCCAAACAGGCCUCCCCUUAAAGUAAACUUGGCCCAAGUGGCCAGCAAAUGAGAAACACUAUUCAUCUCUGACAUAUGACACAAAUGCCAUGAAAAGGCCUUUCAUACGCCAUUUCAGUAUACUGUGAGACUUUAUGUUUUUGUCGCAUUUUAUAUAGCUUGAAGGAAUUACAUGGAUUCUCAUUCAGCCACAGAGAAUGAUAAUAACUGCAUAGGAGGUAAGCUACUUAGUUCUCUAACACACUACAUUUAUUCACGAGGCUUUUCCUCUUUGUCUUCUACUGUGCUUUAAAAACAGGUAUCUAGGGGCUGGUGAGAUGGCUUAGUGGUUAAGAGUGCAUACUGCUCCAGCAAAGCAUAGGAGCUCAGUUCCCAGCUCUCACAUCCCUGUGCUCACACCUGGUUCUAACUCCAGGGACCUGCUGCCCUCUUCUGGCUUCCAGAGGUACUGCAUGCACAUGUACAAACACACACUCAGACAUGCACACUUUUUUUUUUUUAAUCUAAAGCAAUGAUAUGGUGGCUGUGGAUUAAAACCAAUGGCAGUGUUCACUUGUUUGACAAGGAUCUAAAGGAAUUAUUCCUU
Peromyscus leucopus (white-footed mouse) is the source of this 3298-nucleotide messenger RNA. It is a transcript of the gene Fgf1, whose product is annotated as fibroblast growth factor 1. The transcript is spliced from 5 exons. Gene Ontology annotation, cellular component: cytoplasm. The coding region runs from base 1086 to 1550 and encodes 154 amino acids. The record is from RefSeq and is a predicted model, not a curated record. Lineage: Eukaryota; Metazoa; Chordata; Mammalia; Rodentia; Cricetidae. Gene Ontology annotation, molecular function: growth factor activity; fibroblast growth factor receptor binding. Gene Ontology annotation, biological process: positive regulation of protein phosphorylation; animal organ morphogenesis; positive regulation of gene expression.